Molecule: messenger RNA, 3998 nt
Organism: Dipodomys spectabilis (banner-tailed kangaroo rat)
Lineage: Eukaryota; Metazoa; Chordata; Mammalia; Rodentia; Heteromyidae
Gene: Ephb4
Product: EPH receptor B4
Exons: 17
Coding region: 217-3180 (987 amino acids)
Biological process (GO): central nervous system projection neuron axonogenesis; protein phosphorylation; cell surface receptor protein tyrosine kinase signaling pathway
Cellular component (GO): neuron projection; plasma membrane
Molecular function (GO): transmembrane-ephrin receptor activity; ATP binding; protein binding
Source: RefSeq, a predicted model, not a curated record
GCACACGGCCUCCCGCGCGCGCGGCGGGGACGCGGGGCCACACCUGGGCGCCGCCGCCCGGUGCCCGGAGCCUCCGCAUGGGCCGCCGCUGACCGAGGGCCCCGACGGAGACGCCCCGGUGCGUCGUCGGCGCCCACCCGCCCAGGGGAGGGUCAGACCUGGGGGGGCUAGGGCCCCCCAAACUCGGAUCGGAUCCAACGCGAUCGAGGAGGCGCCAUGGAGCUGCGGGCGCUGCUCUGCUGGGCUUCGCUGGCUGCCGCUUUAGAAGAAACUCUGCUAAACACAAAACUGGAAACUGCAGAUCUGAAGUGGGUGACAUUCCCUCAGGUGGAAGGGCAGUGGGAAGAGCUCAGCGGCCUGGACGAGGAGCAGCACAGUGUGCGCACCUACGAGGUGUGUGAUAUGCAGCGUGCCCCUGGCCAGGCGCACUGGCUGCGCACGGGCUGGGUACCCCGGCGCGGUGCCGUGCAUGUCUACGCCACGCUGCGCUUCACCAUGCUUGAGUGCCUGUCCCUGCCCCGGGCCGGUCGGUCCUGCAAGGAGACCUUCACCGUCUUCUACUAUGAGAGUGAGGCAGACACGGCCACAGCACACACGCCAGCCUGGAUGGAGAACCCCUACAUCAAGGUGGACACAGUGGCUGCUGAGCACCUGACUCGGAAGCGCCCAGGGGCCGAGGCCACCGGCAAGGUGAACGUGAAGACGCUGCGGCUCGGGCCGCUCAGCAAGGCCGGCUUCUACCUGGCCUUCCAGGACCAGGGCGCCUGCAUGGCGCUGCUGUCCCUCCACCUCUUCUACAAGAAGUGCUCCGAGAAGACCAUGAACCUCACCCGCUUCCCAGAAACUGUGCCCCGCGAGCUGGUGGUGCCCGUGGCGGGCAGCUGCGUGGCCAAUGCACGCCCCGCACCUGGUCCCAGCCCCAGCCUCUACUGCCGGGAAGAUGGCCAGUGGGCAGAGCAGCCCGUCACCGGCUGCUGGUGUGUGCCUGGGUUCGAGGCCACUGAGGGGAACAAAAAAUGCAGAGCCUGUGGCCAGGGCACCUUCAAGCCCCAGUCAGGAGAGGGGUCCUGCCAGCCGUGCCCAGCCAACAGCCACACGAACACCAUCGGAUCGCCCUUCUGCCAGUGCCGGAAUGGCUACUACCGGACCCGCGCAGACGAGCGCAGCGCCCCCUGCACCACCCCGCCCUCGGCGCCCCGGAGCGUGGUCCCGCACCUGAACGGCUCCCACCUGCGCCUGGAGUGGAGCGCGCCCCUGGAGUCGGGGGGCCGGGACGACCUCACCUACGCCCUGCGCUGCCACGAGUGCCGCCCUGGGGGCUCCUGCCUGCCCUGCGGGGGAGACCUGACCUUCGACCCCGGCCCCCGGAACCUCCAGGAGCCCUGGGUGGCAGUUCGAGGGCUGCGCCCCGAUUUCACCUACACCUUCGAGGUCUCCGCCCUGAACGGCGUGUCUUCCUUAGCCUCAGGGCCUGUGCCAUUUGAGGCCGUCAAUGUCACCACGGACCGCGAGGUGCCACCUGCAGUAUCUGACAUUCGUGUGACCCGGUCAUCACCCAGCAGCUUGAGCCUUUCGUGGGCUGUUCCCCGAGCACCCAGCGGGGCUGUGUUGGAUUAUGAAGUCAAGUACCAUGAGAAGGGUGCGGAGGGGCCUAGCAGUGUGCGGUUCCUGAAGACAUCAGAGAACCGAGCGGAGCUCCGGGGGCUGAAGCGGGGAGCCAGCUACCUGGUCCAGGUGCGGGCACGCUCUGAAGCCGGCUACGGCCCCUUUGGCCUCGAGCACCACAGUCAGACACAGCUGGAUGAGAGUGAGAACUGGCGCGAGCAGCUGGCCCUCAUUGUGGGCACGGCGGUCGUGGGCGUGGUGCUGGUGGUGGUGGUGGUGGUGAUCGCCGUGCUCUGCCUCAGAAAGCACAGCAGUGAGAGGGAGGUGGAGUACUCAGACAAGCACGGACAGUAUCUCAUCGGGCAUGGUACGAAGGUCUACAUUGACCCCUUCACUUACGAAGACCCUAAUGAGGCAGUGAGGGAAUUUGCCAAAGAGAUCGACGUGUCCUACGUCAAGAUUGAGGAGGUGAUCGGUGCAGGCGAGUUUGGAGAGGUGUGCCGGGGGCGGCUGAAGGCCCCGGGAAAGAAGGAGAGCUGCGUAGCAAUCAAGACCCUCAAGGGUGGCUACACAGAGCGCCAGCGUCGCGAGUUCCUGAGCGAGGCCUCCAUCAUGGGCCAGUUUGAGCACCCCAACAUUAUCCGCCUGGAAGGAGUGGUAACCAACAGCGUGCCCGUCAUGAUCCUCACGGAGUUCAUGGAGAAUGGAGCCCUGGACUCCUUCCUGCGGCUGAACGACGGGCAGUUCACGGUCAUCCAGCUGGUGGGCAUGCUUCGGGGCAUCGCCUCGGGCAUGCGCUACCUGGCCGAGAUGAGCUAUGUCCACCGAGACCUGGCGGCCCGGAACAUCCUGGUCAAUAGCAACCUGGUCUGCAAGGUGUCUGACUUCGGACUCUCACGGUUCCUGGAGGAGAACUCUUCCGAUCCCACCUAUACCAGCUCUCUGGGAGGAAAGAUCCCUAUCCGAUGGACAGCCCCCGAGGCCAUCGCCUUCCGGAAGUUCACAUCCGCCAGUGAUGCCUGGAGCUACGGGAUUGUGAUGUGGGAAGUGAUGUCUUUUGGGGAGCGGCCAUAUUGGGACAUGAGCAAUCAGGAUGUGAUCAACGCCAUUGAGCAGGACUACCGGCUGCCCCCGCCCCCGGACUGCCCCACCUCCCUCCACCAGCUCAUGCUGGACUGCUGGCAGAAAGACCGGAAUGCCCGACCACGCUUCCCCCAGGUGGUCAGCGCCCUCGACAAGAUGAUCCGCAACCCUGCCAGCCUCAAAAUCGUGGCCCGGGAGAAUGGCGGGGCCUCACACCCCCUCCUGGACCAGCGACAGCCUCACUAUUCCGCCUUUGGGUCUGUGGGUGAGUGGCUCCGAGCCAUCAAGAUGGGAAGAUAUGAAGAAAGCUUUGUAGCAGCUGGAUUCGGCUCCUUUGAGCUUGUCAGCCAGAUUUCUGCUGAGGACCUGCUCCGAAUCGGGGUCACUCUGGCAGGACACCAGAAGAAAAUCUUGGCCAGCGUCCAGCACAUGAAGUCCCAAGCCAAGCCUGGAGCCCCCAGCGGGCCAGAAGGAGCAGCCCCCCAGUACUGACCUCCCUGAGGACGCCGCAGUCGCUCCUUUUUUCCUGGGGCACAGUCAGGGGCACGCACAGAGACCCUCAGCCCUGCGCCCCGUGGAUUGCACUUUGAACCCGUGGGGGUGGGGAGUUGGCAAUUGGGGAGAGACAGGAUUUGGGGUUUGUGCCAUGGAAAGCAGAGAAGCCCAUUCCAGGCGGGAACCCCAGACCCAAGAGUGGGCAUGAACAGAGGGUGUGAGGAGACGCCCAGUAUCUCCCAGCCUCUCCAGAGGGUGCUCCCCCCCCCACACACCUUGAUCAUGCCCCCCUGCAGACCAAAGAGAGGGUGGCCAGCCUGCCAGCUCACCUGUGGCGCGGUCCCAGGAGGCAGGAGAGGGUGUUGAGGCUCAGUGAGUCAUCCAUCACUGGGUUUUGAUGCCCCUGCCACCCAAUGCAAUCAUUUCCCUUGUAAAUGCCCCUCCCCCAUCUGCUGCCUUCAUAUUGAAGGUUCUGAAUUUUAUAUAUAUAUAGAUAGAUAUAUAUUUGUUUUGUUUUGUUUUUGGUCUUAUUUUUCCUUCGCCCCCCUUUUUUUUUUCUCUUUCUGCCGUCCUUGUCCUCAUGUCUGUUUGUGUUGGGGGCACCUGUGUUGCUGUCUCCUUCUUUGCCCAAGUGUGGAACAGGGACCCACCCAUGUGUCUGUUUCCAGAACAAUGCCUGGGUCCCCCAAGGACCCCCCCCUCCCCAAGCUGUGUCCACAAAAGAGUGCAGCAAGAACGGGGGGGUGGGAAGGCAACCUGAGACAGAGCAAUGCUUGGAGGGACUCUUAAAUUAUAUUUAAAAAAACUUCUUUUGU